Molecule: messenger RNA, 1596 nt
Organism: Sorex araneus (European shrew)
Lineage: Eukaryota; Metazoa; Chordata; Mammalia; Eulipotyphla; Soricidae
Gene: LYPD3
Product: LY6/PLAUR domain containing 3
Exons: 5
Coding region: 41-1102 (353 amino acids)
Cellular component (GO): plasma membrane
Source: RefSeq, a predicted model, not a curated record
CGGCACUCCCAGGGGGACACCAAGCGAGCAGGUCGGAGCUAUGGACUCCGCCAGGACGGCGGGUGCCCCGGAGAGAACGUGGAGGCUGGGCUGGCGGCUGCUCCUGCUGUGUUUGCUGCUUCGAGAAGGAGCACAGGCCCUGGAGUGCUACAGCUGCGUGCAGAAGGCAGAUGAUGGCUGUGCACGGCACAGGAUGAAGGUGGUGAAGUGUGCACCCGGCGUGGAUGUCUGCACGGAGGCUGUGGGGGCCGUGGAGACGAUCCAUGGGCAAUUCUCGGUGGCAGUACGGGGCUGCGGCUCAGGACUUGCUGGCAAGAAUGACCGCGGGCUGGACCUCCACGGGAUUCUGGCCUUCAUCCAGCUGCAGCAAUGCACCCAGGACCGCUGCAACACCAAGCUCAACCUCACCUCGCGGGCGCUCACACCAGCAGGCAAUGAGAGUGCUCCUCACCCCAACGGUACCGAGUGCUACAGCUGCGUGGGGCUAAGCCGGGAGGCUUGCAAAGGUACUGCGCCUCCUGUCGUGAGUUGCUACAAUGCCAGCGACCGUGUCUACAAGGGCUGUUUCGAUGGCAACGUCACUCUGACUGCAGCUAAUGUGACCGUGUCUUUACCUGUCCGGGGCUGCGUCCAGGAUGACCUUUGCACUCGGGAUGCCGUGACCGGCCCCGGGUUCACGCUCAGCGGCUCCUGCUGCUAUGGGUCCCGCUGUAACUCGGACCUGCGCAACAAGACCUACUUCUCCCCCAGAAUCCCACCUCUGGUCCUGCUGCCGCCUCCUCAGACCACCACGGAGGCCCCCACCACGCCGGCCCCCACCACCCCGGCCCCCACUUCCACCCCCGCCCCCACCACCCUGCCUCCCACCUCGUCGUCCCAACCCACCCCAGCUCCUACCAGGCAGACGCCUCCGCAGGAAGUGGAGCCCGAGGUCUCCAGGAGAGAGGAAUCGAGCUUGGCAGGCGGGGCUGCUGGCCACCAGGAGCGGAGUAACACGGCCCAGCACCCCGCAAGUGGGGGGGCCCCCAAUAAGGGCUCGGCAACUCGCUCUGCCCAGCUGGCGGCUCUUGUGUUGGCCGUGGCUGUGGGUGCCCUGUUAUGAGAGUGAAAUAUCCCCCAGGUCCUGCUUCCCUGGCCCUGGGCAGCCUCUCCUUCCUUCCCACCAGUGGACUGGGCUGGCCUGGCCCCUCUUCUCCCGAGCUUUCCCAGGACCCCUGCUCCUGCUGCACUGGUUUGCAGCUUUGGGAAAUAAAGUGACUCUUGUAUAUAUCCUGCGGGGGUGUGCUAGGUUUUUGAGGGCAGGGAGAGCUUCUCCCUGGCCUUGUGGCCCUUGGGACAGAAGUCAGGCCACAGGGAAGAUGGGACAGGCCCCUGGGAAGCCAGCCUGGAGGGUGGGGCUGUGGCCGAAUGAGGUUUCCUGCUGGGAAGGUGACCGGCCCCUGCCCCAUCCUGGGUGGCAUCUUUCUGCCGCCUCCCACUGCACUGUGAGUGAGCUCCAGCCAGGACGGGGCUCUGACACUCAAACAAGGUUGAAUUGCUUUGUCAAGUGCUAGAAAAGACUGUGCAAGCUCAUUUCCACACACAGAGAAGCUGAGU